This is a messenger RNA of Heterocephalus glaber (naked mole-rat), 1426 nucleotides long. NCBI's taxonomy places the organism in Eukaryota, Metazoa, Chordata, Mammalia, Rodentia, Bathyergidae. The record is from RefSeq and is a predicted model, not a curated record.
UGAGUCACGAGUUUUCAAUCUCUGAGAGGUCAAAGGUCUGAAACCAGCUACAUAGGGCCACAUGGGGAGGUCAAUCAUGGAGCCCAGCAAUGACUCUGCAAUGACUCUGGAGACCAACACUCCCGCAAGCUAUUCUGGUUGGUAAUAUCCUGUGUGUAACACACAGUACUGAUGCUUGCAAAGCAACACUAUCCUGACUGGAAGGUGACAAUGCAGUGCAGGUCACCGAAGAUGGGCAGGGUCUGUGAGAUGUGUGUGCACGUGGACUGUCAGAGUGGAAGGGAAGAGUGUCUAAGAGCCAAGCUAUGUGACAGAACAGUCUUAGUAAAUCUCACCUGGUAGCACUGACAUUAGGAAAGCCAAGCAGCUUAGUGUGGGGCUGAGAUGCCACAAAGAUGGUCUCUAUUUCUUUCGCUGAGUCCUGCUGAGAAUCAAUGUCAAUAUUCUUCCAGAAUAAUUUCCUUUAGGGCCAAGAGCCUUAGCCCCCAUUUCCCCUUGCCUUUGCCAUUGGAGAAGUCAGAAAAACGUACACUUUCUGAACAAAUUCUGCCUGGUGGGCAAAAGGCUCAGCCAGAGGCAUGGAGGCUCAGUUUGAGACCUGCUCACCCCCUCACUGCAUCACCCCUUUUGUGCAAUUCUCUUCCCACUCCUUCCUCCUUGGAAUCUAAAAUUUUUGUUGCAUCAUCAACACAGGCCAGCAAUCCAGGCAUGGUUAAAACUGAGAUUGUAUCUGACAAGCAAACACUCAUCCUGGUAGGAAACCUUCCUGAGAGUGGCUUGGAAACAGGAAUGCAGCCAAAGGGCAGGACUUCCAGGACACUUUAUAAACUGCAACCCCAAGAGAGUUGCACAGAAGAUCUACCUUGGCACAGCCACCCAGAGGAAGACAACAAUGGUGGAAUUGCAGAUCCCGUACUCACGGAUUGUGUCCUUGCCUGUGGGUUCUACAGUGACGAUCAGAGGCAAAGCUAACAACGCUUUCCGAAAGGAGCCACAAAUGCAAGUGGAUUUCCACACUGGCACUAGUGCGAAGUCUAACAUCGCCUUCUCCUUCCAAGUGUACUUUGGCAAAUUUGUGAUAAUGAACACUCUUCAGAAUGAAGGCUGGGGAACUCAUGAGAAAUCCUUGAGUAUGCCCUUUGAAGAAGACACACAAUUUGAGCUGCACAUCUUGGUACUGCAGAAGCACUACCAGGUUUCAGUAAAUGGCAAACAGUGUUGCAUCUUUGUCCAUCGAAUCCCAGUGAAUUCUGUGCAGAUGAUACAGGUGUGGAGAGAUGUCUCCCUGACCUCAGUGAAUAUCCAGGAGGGACCAUACACACACUCCCCAUUGUGAACGGUUUCUCUGUACAUCACCGUGGUAUACCCAAUGCCCACGAACAAUGAUUCCACAUUACCCUUUGGAUGCAAUUGGUCAUUAAAACUU